Messenger RNA from Culicoides brevitarsis, 1270 nucleotides. RefSeq names its product dehydrogenase/reductase SDR family member on chromosome X-like. The transcript has 2 exons. The record is from RefSeq and is a predicted model, not a curated record. The annotation marks the transcript as partial. NCBI's taxonomy places the organism in Eukaryota, Metazoa, Arthropoda, Insecta, Diptera, Ceratopogonidae.
AAAAAUUGCAAACAAAACAAAGGUCGUCGUCUUAUUUCUUAUCUAAAAACUACGCGAAAUUCGGCAAUUUUUGUUGCAUUUCAUCUCAGGUGGUACCUCAUCGGUCGUUCAUAUCGCAGCAAGCGACGCUUACGAGGCAAAGUUGUCAUCGUCACGGGCGGCAAUAGCGGCAUCGGCUUCGAAGUGUGCAAAGAACUUUCUGGAAAGUACGAGGCAACUGUAAUUUUGGCGUGUCGCAACAGCGAUUUCGGGCGAAUUGCUGUCGCGAAAAUUCAACGCGAAUACCCGGGAGCUGAUAUCCGGUUCGAACAGCUGGAUUUAUGUUCAUUUUUGAGUGUUUGUACUUUUGUGAAGAAAAUAACGCAAAAUUACCGAGAAAUUUACGCAAUUGUCAAUAACGCCGGCAUUUUUUAUCACGGCCCGCUACUGACAAAGGACGGAUUUGAAAUUACCUUCCAAACAAACUACUUGGCACCCUUUUUGCUCACCACAAAUUUACUUCCGGCCUUAAACGGGCGCAUCGUGAACGUCGCAUCGCAAGCCCAAGAGUACGUCACGGAAUUUCCGCAAGCUGAUUACCACUUGGCUUACCCGGAUUCGUCUGUGGCACGUUUCGAGUCGUACUUUUACAGCAAAUUUUGUCUUGUUUUGUGGUCCGUGAAGCUCGCCACGCUCCUGAGUCAAGCUGAAACCCCGAAAAAACACAUUUCCGUGCAUUGUGUGGACCCGGGGAACGUCGAAACGAACAUUUUUCGGAAUUUUCCGCCAUUAGCGACCCCUUUUUGGUUCUAUUUGCAGAAACCGAUCCGUUUUUGGUGCAUCAAGACCCCCUGGGAGGGCGCCCAAAGCAUUUUAUUCGCCUUAUUGGAGCCCCCGAGUGCGGUUCCGUUCUACGUGAAGCAUCAACGGGCCGCGGAAUACAAUCCGCUGUGCGACAAUCAAAAGUACCAAGACCAGUUGUGGCAUAUUAGUCAGAAAAAUUUGGAAAAAUGGAUCAAUUAGUGCAAAAAGUGUGGGAAAAUCCGUCGUUGGGACUCAGAAAAGAACUUUUAAAGUUCAAAUUUCAAAAUAUCGUCAAAGCAAAUGAACUUUCGACGGUGUUUGUGGUCUUUUCGGACGUAAAUUUGCCAGCGUCACGCCAUUCUGAGUACCUCAAAACGCAAAAUAGUGAAUCUCUUGUCAAAUUAGGGAACGCCUUGACCCCCGUCGACUGGUACAUCGAGAAAUUCCUGCAAGAAAUGCUCGUCGGAGAGGAAAGUCGCUGCUUUAU